This is a messenger RNA of Lolium perenne, 498 nucleotides long. Lineage: Eukaryota; Viridiplantae; Streptophyta; Magnoliopsida; Poales; Poaceae. The record is from RefSeq and is a predicted model, not a curated record.
AUGAGUGUGCCCUGCUCGGACCCAGAUUUUAGGCCGACGAAGAAGAAGGAUGCUAGUUUGCCCCCGGGUGUGAGAGCGGAGCGCUGUUGUUGCGGCCGUCUUGCGAAGGUGAAGCAGUCUCUCCUGCCCCUGUGCAAGUGGUUUCACUGGAUAGACAAGGAGCAGCCAGAAUGGGCGCGGGAAGAGGUUAAGGAAAAAGGCCGGUGUGCAUGGGCAAGGUUCUUUGAGGAAGAACGUCAAGAAAAGGCCCAUGCUAAUGAUAAAGCAGAGAGGGAAAGACAUAUACAAAAGUUAAGGGCAGAGGAAGCUCGAAACAGAGAGGUGAACCAGAAGAGGAUGGACGAAGAGGCUGCACGUCGGUAUGCAGAGGAAGAGGUGCGCAAGGAGGGCCGUGAGACGGAAAGGAAGAGAUUAAGAGAAAGGGCUGCUGAGGCGCAGGCAGCCGAAAAACGCGGCGACAGGACCGGAAAAUGGCCACGCUGGACCCAGGGCAAGUAG